CAUCACUGCAGAAUCCACUCUCUCUCUCUCUGCGCUGCAACUGCGAACAGUCAAUCAGGUAAAGAUGACGACUUUGCCCAGAAAUCAAAGAUCUCUCCUUUCGAUCUGGAGUUCUCUUGGUCUUGAAUUCCCGGAUCACGCAUUCGUUGAAGAAGAAUCUGCUUCACCCAUCUUCUCUGCCGCAGGGAAGACCAAGAAGAAGGAAGAGAAGAUAACCCGAGAGGAAUUCGAUGUCGGCCGGGAUGGCGACGUCGCUGGACGCAGCCGAGGGCCCGAUCCCGACGUCGGCGGUGCUGACGGCGUCGUCGAAGCACAUCGGGGCGAGCUGCCUGUCGGAGAACGUGGCCUUCCUCAAGUGCAAGCAGAAGGACCCCAACCCGGAGAAGUGCCUCGAGAAGGGCCAGCAAGUCACCCGCUGCGUGCUCCACCUGUGAGCACUGAAAGAUCUUCACCAGAGGUGCACAAAAGAGAUGGAUGCUUAUGUUGGUUGCAUGUAUUACCACACAAACGAGUUCGAUUUAUGCCGCAAAGAGCAACAAGCCUUUGAAAAGGCAUGCCCAUUGUAAUUAAAAGGGGGUUAGUACCUCGAAUCUCAACUCUUUAAUAACUUAGAGCAGCUUCCAAGGUAGCAGAUGCUGCUGUGGUUCAAACCCUCUUGAAUGUUGUCAAGAUGUUGCGCUUGAACAGCUCAAGUUAGUCUUUUUUUGAAAUGUCUGAGAGCAAUAAGUCUACUCUUGUGCGCUUAACUACUGAUGAACGCAUUCCUUGUUGGAAGAUUUUUUACCAAUGCUACCUUCAGUUUCCAUUAGAUGUGGCAAAAUGGUGACAUUAUCUAAUUUUUAUAAAUCUAUUUAUUGUUUGAGUAUUAUAAA
Molecule: messenger RNA, 872 nt
Organism: Eucalyptus grandis
Lineage: Eukaryota; Viridiplantae; Streptophyta; Magnoliopsida; Myrtales; Myrtaceae
Product: NADH dehydrogenase [ubiquinone] 1 alpha subcomplex subunit 8-B
Exons: 2
Coding region: 65-547 (160 amino acids)
Biological process (GO): mitochondrial electron transport, NADH to ubiquinone
Source: RefSeq, a predicted model, not a curated record